AGUGGACCUGCCCGAAGAAAGCCAUGAUGGCCUUGGAAGACAAAGAGCCGGAAGCCUACAAACAAUCCCAAACUUUGUCAUCCCCGCCCUUGAGACUCUCAGGCAAGAUUCUGGCCAAGACCCAAAACUUCGUUGUUCAGACUAAAAGAACGGAGAAUAUCUUGCUCCAGAUCGCCUUCUCCAUUGGGCUAGGCAGCAUGUGGCGUUUCCCUUACCUCUGUCAUCGGAACGGAGGAGGUGACUUUAUCCUGAUAUACGUCUUCCUGCUCUUCUUGCUCGGGAUUCCCCUCUUGUACAUGGAGAUGGUCAUGGGACAGUGGCUGCGCAUGGACAGCAUCCGGAUCUGGAAACAUCUCGUCCCCUUGAUGGGAGGCCUAGGCUACGCUAGCAUCCUGGCGCACUAUGUCCACCCCCAGGUGUGCAUCAUGGUGAGCGUGUAUAAUAGCAUCAUCAUCACCUGGUGCUUCUGCUUCCUGAGAAACUCCUUUUACCACCCUUUGCCCUGGACCCACUGCCCGUUCAACAACAACGUCACCGGCCUCUCCUGCCUUCGGACUGUGUCCCACCAGUACUUCUGGUACGAAGCCACCCUCAACGCCACCGCCAACAUGGAGGAAGGGGGCCAGCACCUGGUCCUGAAUCUCACCUUGGGGACCUUAGCAACUUGGUGCCUCCUCUUCGUUAUCAUCAUCACUGGGCUAAAGCUCUCCAUGCCGCUCCUGAUUAUCACGAUAUUCCUCCCCUGCUUCUUCUUCCUCGCCCUCCUGAUCCGAUGUCUCUUCCUGGAAGGCGCGGCCACCAGCCUCAAACGUUUGGUGACGUCAGAGCGCUCUUCCUGGGCCUCGUGGGACCUGUGGCACCAGGCGGGAGGCCACGUGCUCUAUUCACUGGGCCUGGGCCUGGGCACCACCAUCAACAUCUCCUCCUACAAGGCUGGGAGCAACAACUACGUCCUGGCGGUCUUGUGCGUGGCUGUGGUCAACCUGGCGACCUCACUGGUGGCCACGUCGAUCAUCUUUACGGUGCUGGGGUUCUGGAUCAGCACCAGUGGCCACACCUGUGUUAAGAAGAGUGUCCUCUGGGUGCUGGAUAUGAUAAAAAGGGGGGUGCUGCCUCAGAAUGUCAGCCCUCCCCCAGGCAUCCUGACCCCGCGGGACUACCUAAAGUGGAUAGACAGCCUCCCUGGACACCUCCAGUACCAGAUCAUGCACGCCUCCCCAUCCUGCAGCAUCGAGGCUCUGAGCAAAGAGUUCAUGCGGGGCUCUGGCCUGGCAUUCCCAGCCUUCUCCCAAGCCAUCUCGUUGCUGCCCGGUGCCCCUUUCUGGGCCUUUGUCUUCUUCCUGACCCUGUUCAUGAUGCAGCUGACCACCCUGGUAAAAAUCGUGGAAAGCAUCGUCUUUCCCCUCCAUAACGCCAUCUGGUUCAUCAGGAAGCAGCCCAUGGUGCUCCCAGUGGUCGUCUGCCUGGGCGGUUUCCUGGGCAGCCUCGUCUUCACCAGCCGGGCCGGCAGCUACAUAAUGUCUUUGUUUGAUGAGGCACUCGUCCCGCUGACCCUUUUCGUCAUCGUGGUCUUCCAGAAUGGGACCCUGGCCUGGGUCUAUGGAGCUAACAGGUUCCGGGAGGAGAUGUACGGCGAGCUGGGCCGCUUGCUGUGGUCCUCCUGCCCCUUCCUGUGGUCCUACGUGACCAUGCCCGGGCUGCUGGUCCUCCUCACCAUCUGCCUCUUGCAUCUCUACAACAAGAUACCGCCCCACUACAUCGCCUGGAACAGCAGCAUGGGCCAGGAGAUAGAACAGCCCUACCUGCAGAGCACCCUGGGCUGGAUCACCUUCCUCAGCAUCAUCGUCCUGCUGCCAGUCCCCAUCUACCCGCUUCAGCACUGGUGGUUCCUGCAGGACCACAUCGCCAGCGACCCCUUUGAGAAGCUCCUGUCCAGAAAGGCAACCGUGGUGCCCCUCAAGCCCUCAGACUGGCCCAAGUACCACUCGGCGAAGCCCAGCUUCCAGGAGAGGAAGAGCGAGAACUCGCUGAUGAUGAGCCGUCGGCCGUCUGCAUGAGCCUCCCGGCUUCCAGGCAGGCGAGCGCGCUGUCCGCGGCCGCCGACGGCGAGAGACGCCGGACCAAGGAAGACAGCGUGCCCAAGAAGGCCAGCCCCUAGCCGCGGGCCCCGCCCACAGCCCCCAGGAGCGCGUCUGUCCGACCAAUGGCGGCCGGGGUGCCCGCGUGGGGGCAGGAACCAUUGGCUCUGCCAGGAAGGAAGGGGAGGGGCGUGUGGAAAACUUACCUAGCAACCGGUGACGUCACUCAGCGGGGCCUCGGCGGGAGCCGGGCCGCCCCAGGCUCCUUCCUCUCCGGGAACAGCAGCGAUUCUACGUCAGGGGGACACUCUGCUCUGAGACCGGAUAACCCAGAAGAAGAAUCCACUGGCCUGCUCACAGGGCUGGACCUGAGGCCCCCUUCCUCCCUGUGAAGUGGGGGCACCAUGAUGGGGACGGGCGUCCCAGUACUUUCCAGGACCUGACUUCCCAGUUACGGAGACAGACACCCCCCCGCCUCCACCACUCAGCUGGAUCAGCGCGGUGGCAAACUUCCGGGGGCCGCCCUCUCAGA
Eptesicus fuscus (big brown bat) is the source of this 2610-nucleotide messenger RNA. RefSeq names its product orphan sodium- and chloride-dependent neurotransmitter transporter NTT5-like. Gene Ontology annotation, cellular component: membrane. The transcript has 12 exons. Bases 24 to 2057 code for a protein of 677 amino acids. The record is from RefSeq and is a predicted model, not a curated record. Lineage: Eukaryota; Metazoa; Chordata; Mammalia; Chiroptera; Vespertilionidae. Gene Ontology annotation, biological process: sodium ion transmembrane transport.